Molecule: messenger RNA, 4275 nt
Organism: Megalops cyprinoides (Indo-Pacific tarpon)
Lineage: Eukaryota; Metazoa; Chordata; Actinopteri; Elopiformes; Megalopidae
Gene: usp40
Product: ubiquitin specific peptidase 40
Exons: 31
Coding region: 465-4256 (1263 amino acids)
Biological process (GO): protein deubiquitination
Cellular component (GO): nucleus; cytosol
Molecular function (GO): cysteine-type deubiquitinase activity; cysteine-type endopeptidase activity
Source: RefSeq, a predicted model, not a curated record
UUUCAUAGUCUGGUGUACGAAAAAGUUGCUUGAUCGCUAGCUAACUAUUUUCUUUGAAGCUGGUAUAACUGCUUUAAAUGAGCGUUCGCUAGCAAGCUAGCUGGCUAGCCUCUCUUGCAUGGAUUUUUGUUGUGCGCUCCGUGGUUGUCGCGUUAGCUCUCUAGCCGACGGAAAUGGUCUUUUUCACUCCAGCCUGCUAAUUAAACACAGGUAGCUAGUUAGGAAGGAAGUUAGCUAGUGCAUUAGCUAACCAGCCAUGCUUUUUCCCGUAAAGUCAUCUUAUUCAGGGGUGUGUCCGGGGGCUGUAAAUCGCGAGCUUGGGAAGACCAAGAUGAGAUAGCAAUGAGGGAAACACCUGCUCUCAUCAGCUAGCGAAUCGUUUUCUGAUCUUCAGUCGCAAAACGUUUUAGCUACGAGAUACAAAGGGUGUAAAUCACAGCCAGCGAAUAAUAAUAGAAAAAAACAUGUUCGGAAAUCUGUUCGAAGAAGACGAAGAGGGCUUCGCUCCUGCCCCCAGCGGGGGAAAGGUUGGGAAAGGGAAAAACGCCGAGCCUCCUCCGCCGCGGGGGAGCGUGGGGCUGAGCGGCAUCAAAAACCAGGGCGGCACUUGCUACCUCAACUCCCUGCUGCAAACGUUGCUCUUCACGCCGGAGUUCAGAGAGGAGUUGUUCACUUUGGGACCUGAGGAGCUGGGUUGUCUGGCUGACAAGGACAAACCAGAGGCCAAGGUACGGGUGAUCCCUCUCGAGCUGCAGAGGCUGUUCACACACCUGCUGCUGGUGGACCAGCAGACCGCCUCCACGGCUGAUCUGACCGAGAGUUUCGGCUGGACCAGCAGCGAGGAGAGCAGCCAGCAGGAUGUGCAGGAGCUGAACCGCAUCCUGUUUAGCGCGCUGGAGAGCUCGCUGGUGGGAACCUCGGGCAGCAGCCUCAUCCACCGCCUCUACCACGGCACCGUCGCCAACCAGAUCGUCUGCAAGGACUGCGGGAACGUCAGCGAGAGGCUGGAGGACUUCCUGGACUUGACGGUGUCUGUGAGGGGCGUCUGCGGCCUGGAGGAGGCGCUGUGGAACAUGUUCGUGGAGGAGGAGGUGUUCGAGGGAAACAACCUGUACCGCUGUGGUCGCUGCAGCCGCCUCGUCACGGCCGCCAAGUCAGCCAAACUGAGGAAGCUGCCCCCGUUUCUGACGGUGUCCUUGCUGAGGUUCAACUUUGACUUCGCCAAGUGCGAGCGCUACAAAGAGACCGGCCGCUACACCUUCCCCCUCACCAUCAACCUCAGGCCCUUCUGUGAACAGGCAGAGAGGCCAGACUCAGAGUUCACCUAUGAGCUCUUCUCUGUCAUCAUACACAAGGGCGGCUGCUAUGGAGGCCACUACCACGUCUACAUCAAGGACAUUGACAAACUUGGCCACUGGGAGGUGCUGGAUGAGGAGUCCAAGCCCAAACCGCAGAAGAAAGAGGUGAAGAUUGCCGAACCGGCGCUGGAGAAGGAGGACCCGCUGUCAGUGCUCGUAGCUAUACUGUCUCAGGAAGAAUCAAAGAGCGUUCUUGUGGACCAGCUGGGCCAGAAGCUGCUGGACAAAAUAGGCAUUUCUUGGAACAGGAAGUUCCGCAAGCAGUACGGACCGAUAGGGAAGUUUCUCCAGAACCACUCGGACGUUUUCAUGCUGGUGUCCAACAGCACGCGGGUCACUCUCAAGGCUGCCACUCCGGUCCCAGAUCCACAGCCCAGUCCGACGUCCCCCGGCGCCGACCCGGAGAGCCCGGCGGUCGGCGAGGACUCGGAACCGCGGUCCGGGCAUGGUCACCACUGGUUCGACCUGAACGACUCCACGGUGAUCCCCAUCCGUGAGAAGGACAUUGAGAAGCAGUUCCAGGGCAAGGAGAGUGCCUACAUGCUGUUCUACAGGAAGGCUGAGCUGCACAGACCAGAGGAAGCUAAGCAGAACCCCGGUUACAGGGUUCCACCUCAUCUGCUAGAGAUGGCCCAGGAGGAGAACGCCAAGCUCCAGCACAGACGAGAAGAGUUUGACGCCUCCAGCAACACCAUUGAGGUGCACCUGCACCUGGCCCCUCACUACCACAUAGAGAACGGAGCCCUGCAGCCUGUAGGACCGUCCCAGGACAGCGUGAUUACCAUCACCUUCGACCGGCGGAAGACUGUGGGAGACCUCCGGCUGGCCAUCUACCAGAUGCAGGACCUCUGGGAGGGGGAUAUGGCCCUGACAGUGGCCCGGAGCCUUCCAGCCGGCCUGCACCUCUACAACACUCUCUCAGACGAUCAGCAGUCCCUGUACAGCGUGGGCCUGCGCGACGGCUCCGAUCUCUUCGUGUGGAACGGCAGAGAGGUGCGGGGUGCGAGCGUGCGGACGGGGGCGGAGUGGGAGCCCGUCCUGCUCACCCUGGUGCGGCCCUCCCUGGAGGAGGCGGACGGGGUGGGCGAGGCCGGGCCGAGCGGCGGUUCCGGCGGAGGAGGAGGGGGCCUGUGCCGGGUGGCGAGGGGCUUCGCCGGCGGGGCCACGCUGGCGUCGGUGCGGGAGGCCCUGGGGCCCCAGGACACGCUGCUGUGCCAGGAGAGCAGCCCGGGGGGGUGCAGCGGGGGCGGGGCCAGCGGCUGGAGAGUGUUCCCCUCAGCUGACAUGCACAGGACCCUGAAGGAGCUGGCCCUGAGGGACGGGGACGCCCUGCUGGUGCUGGAGCCCCAGGCCCUGGACACCAGCCUCAUCAGCCGUAGCGGGGACAUCGUCACCGUCACAACCCCUUCUGACUGCCGCUGGCUGCAGGUGGAGUUCUGCCCCCGGGGAGGAAGAGGAGCCGAGGAGGGAGAGGAGGAGGAUGAAGAGGAGAGGAGGAGGGGAAAGGUCCCUGCCUCUGGGAACAUGCUGCUGUCCGAGGUUAAGCAGACGGCUAUUGAAGUGCUGCAGCUUCAAGACCAGCUCAAAGGUGUGACGUGUUGUCUGAGGCAGGUGGAUAGCACUGGCAAACUCCUGCCCCCAGUGCGUGAGAAUCUGACCGUGCGUGAGGCUGGGGUGAAGCUCAUGACCUCUCUGUCCCUCUGUUUCGGAGCUGCUCCAGGACCGACACAACUGUUUCUCUACUUCAGCGUAGGCUCGGACCCGGCUGCUGCCGGAGAGAGGGAGCUCAUUGUGGAGGAGACUCUCACUGUGAAGGAGUGUUUGAUGCAGAUCAUAAAUCUGGCUGGACUGGAAGGUGUCUCCUGGCACCUGAGGAAGAUGGAUUGGUGUGAGGAAGUAGGAGACGCCCUCACAGACGAGGAUGCCACCCUGGCUGAGAUGAAGAUUCACAAUGGUGACACCCUGGUAGUGACAGAGGGACGACUUCCCCCCAAGGGGUUCAUGAAACUGCCCAUCUGGCUGUGUGUGGAGCACAGCGACACCCCCAUCUCAGUGGAAGCCCAGGAGAACCACAUGGCCAAUGGGAUCGGAGGCCAGGCAGAGAGCGUCUCGGCUGCAGAUGGAGCUGAAAUGCAGUUUGUAGGACAGGUGGAGAUCUCGGGGGAGGCGUCCUUGGACGACCUAAAGACUCAGGUGAUGACCCUGCCCUCGCUGCAGGACCUGUGUGUACCCACGCCGGCCUUUCUGCGUGUCUGGGCCCUGGAGGGCAGGAAGCUCGGCCGGAUCCUGAGAGGAAACCAGCAGCCCCUCAAGAAGCUGAAGCUGGGCAGUGGGGCGGAGCUGUGUGUGAAGCAGCUGCUGAAGGAGGAGAAUCUUGGGCCAAAGGAGAUGCUGCUCCGGGUGCAGAUAGGGGUUCCGGGGGAGCGGGAGUACUACCCCUCGGAGGAGUUUGUUUGGGAUAGCACCCGGGACAGCUCCGCCCAUGCCCUGCGCCAGGCUCUCGGCGUGCGGUACGGCCUGUCUCCGGACAGCCUGCACAUCGCCAAGUACUUCCCUGACAAGUACUCCUGGAUGACCAUCUCCAACUGGAGCCAGCAGGUGUCCAAGCGGAAAAAGAAGAAAAAGGCGGAGAGCAUGCAGGGGGCGCCAUUUUACCUGAAAGACGGGGAUCUCAUCGGCGUCAAGAACCUCCUGAUCGACAGCAACAAGGACUUCAGCACUCUGCGGGACGAGCUGGGCCAGCAGAGACUGCAGGAGGAGGCUGAGAACAGGAGGAAAGGCAGGGAGCAGAAUGCGAGCGUGGAGCCCAGCCUGGAGACUGGUCCUGAGCAGAAGGGCAAAGGGAAAUGCAGGAAGCCAGAGGUGGCCUUGUCUAUCAAUGUGGGGGUCUUCAGAUAGCGUACCCCCCCCCCCCCUU